Molecule: messenger RNA, 623 nt
Organism: Polychytrium aggregatum
Lineage: Eukaryota; Fungi; Chytridiomycota; Chytridiomycetes; Polychytriales
Exons: 1
Coding region: 195-434 (79 amino acids)
Molecular function (GO): protein binding
Source: RefSeq, a predicted model, not a curated record
AUGGACUAGGAACCGAGUUGGAACCAGAAAACGCAGCGAACAUUUUCGAGCAGCUCGCCAACGAUGGCCACAGCGACAGCCAGUUCUCGAUUGGAGAGUGCUACUACGAUGGCAACGGGCGAUCGAGGGACAAAGCGAAAGCAAUCCGAUGGCACGAAAGCUCCGCCAACCAGGGUAAUUCAUAUGGCCAGUGGAUGGUUGGGUGGUGCCGUUCCUUUGAACACCAAGUGCCCGAGGGCAGCACCAUAUCAGCCGAGUGGUAUCGCAAGUCGGCCGAGCAAGGCAAUCGAUAUGGACAGUUCUAUUUUGGCGAGUGUCUCCAAUUUGGUUACGGUAUCGACCGAGACAUCGACGCCGCCAUCGUCUGGUAUCGCAAGUCUGCAGAGCAGGAAUUUCAACUUGCCAUCGACAUCCUUGAGAGCCUUGGAAAUUAGAACUACACUCGGUUCAGAAAGAAACGGGACAGUCAUUUUCUGGCUUCAGAGGUGGAUGAACUGCUCGAAAUACUUGGCGAACCGGAGUCUCCGUGGGCUGGAUGCAUAUCCCUUCCCUUGCUUCCAUGAGGCAUUUCCAAAGACAAUCACAAAGUCGGUCUCCCUUGGACAUACUGUUAGGCCAUGAGU